AUGGAGCUCUUCGAGACCAACCCGUACUUCUUCCCGGAGCAGAGGUUUUACGAUGGGGAAAACUUUCUGGGCUCCCGCUUGCAGGCCUACGAGCCCGCGGCGUUCCCCGAGCGUGCCGAGGCGGCCCUGUGUGCCGAGGGCAGGGUGGCUCCCGAGGACAAGGAGGCGCUGGCCGAGCACUGUCCCGGGCAGUGCCUGCCCUGGGCCUGCAAGGUGUGCAAGAGGAAAUCCGUGUCCAUGGACCGGCGGCGCGCGGCCACCCUGCGGGAGAAGCGGCGGCUCAAGAAGGUGAACGAAGCGUUCGAGGCUCUGAAGCGCAGCACCCUCCUGAACCCCAACCAGCGGCUGCCCAAGGUGGAGAUCCUGCGCAGCGCCAUCCAGUACAUCGAGCGGCUCCAGAGCCUGCUCAGCUCCCUCAACCAGCAGGAGCGGGACCAACGGGACCUGCGCUUCCAUCCCCAGCCCGCCGCAGCCAGCGAGUGCGGAUCCGGCAGCUCCUCCUGCAGCCCCGAGUGGAGCAGCCAGCUGGAGUUCGGCACCAACCCUGCAGAUCAUCUCCUGGCUGAUGAGGCAGCCGAGGAGCACAACCUGCACUCACUGUCUUCCAUCGUGGAGAGCAUUGCUGUGGAGGAUGUGGCUGUGACAUUCCCGGAGGAGCGGGGUCAAAACUGA
Molecule: messenger RNA, 672 nt
Organism: Catharus ustulatus (Swainson's thrush)
Lineage: Eukaryota; Metazoa; Chordata; Aves; Passeriformes; Turdidae
Gene: MYOG
Product: myogenin
Exons: 3
Coding region: 1-672 (223 amino acids)
Biological process (GO): positive regulation of transcription by RNA polymerase II; positive regulation of myoblast differentiation; muscle organ development
Molecular function (GO): protein dimerization activity; DNA-binding transcription factor activity, RNA polymerase II-specific; RNA polymerase II cis-regulatory region sequence-specific DNA binding
Source: RefSeq, a predicted model, not a curated record